AGAGUGAAAUUACAAACCAUCUCAGGGAAACAGUUAGGAACCAUGUACAGUAUUGCACACUUAAAACCAGUAAAAGAGCCAACAACAUUAGCUGCUGAAAGCACAUCAGAGGGAAAAACUGGCACUGAAAUUGGAGUUGGUGACGCUGAACCAGAAACACCCACGGAAGAGAUUAGAGAAGUGGAUGGCACUGUAUCUCAUGACAGCAAAGUGGAAAACAUAGAGGUCACAGCAAUAGAAAAAGAGGAAUAUAUAGGGCAAGAUGUGUCAAACAAUGAUACAAGUGAUGCUGAUGACAGUUUUGAUGACAUGCUUACAGAGGAAGUGGAAGACAAGCAAUGGCUUCUGAAAGUAAAAUUGGUAAUGACCAGCAAACACACAGAGAGACUGGAGGCGAAAGUGAGAAACAUAAAAUUGUAUGGCUCUUCAUUUCAUUGCCUGAAACCGAGAAGCUGGAUAAGUGAUGAGGUUAUUGAUGCAUUUUUGAGCUGUGUAGUUGAGAAAGCAGAUGGAAAGGUACAAGCCAUCUCAUCAGUAGUUUCCACUGUCAUUCUCUCAGGCAGAGCUACACAAGUGAAAGUGAAGAUAGCCUUGAUGAAAAAAAAGGAAUUGUUAAUAAUUGACCCAUUGUGUGAUGAGAUCAGAUAUGAAAGAACAUGCCUGAGGAAUUGGAGAAACUUCAUCAAACGAUUAACUAGUAAAUCCUCAUCUGAUUGGAACAGUAAAAUUAUGCAGCAUCCCAGACAAAGUGAUGGCCACAACUGUGGACCACUCAUUUUAAAGUUUGCAGAAACAUAUUUGCAGCACAAAGACAUCAGUAUGGUGGAAACAACACAGAAGGCUAAUACUGCGUUUAGAAGACAUAUAGCAAUUCUUCUAAUGAAGGAGUCAGAAAGCGUGGAGGACUACUGCAUAUACUGCAACCUUAUCGACUGUGAAAAAGAAAGUGAGGAUUGCACGAUGGCCCAGUGUGUUUCUUGCAAGAGGUGGGCACACAUACCAUGCAUUACAGAAGGAAUCAAUCAAGAAAACCUGACAUAUGAGAAGAAAGAGUACAACUGCAAGACAUGUGCAUAGUUCACUUCAUUAACAAAAAGAAAAAAGGCAAUAAAGAAAACCCAUUGUUUAACUGCCUCUUGUUCAUAACAUAAUGCAACCCAAAGAAAUAUAUUUCUAUGUAUACAUCAGAUUAUAAUAAAUGUUCUUGAUGUUAAAUAAA
This is a messenger RNA of Gopherus flavomarginatus (Mexican gopher tortoise), 1219 nucleotides long. RefSeq lists its product as uncharacterized. Gene Ontology annotation, biological process: proteolysis. Lineage: Eukaryota; Metazoa; Chordata; Testudines; Testudinidae. The record is from RefSeq and is a predicted model, not a curated record. The transcript has 9 exons. Bases 43 to 1077 code for a protein of 344 amino acids. Gene Ontology annotation, molecular function: cysteine-type peptidase activity.